CGCCCUCGGAAUCGGUGGAGGAGGAGGAGGAGGAGAAGCGCUUUAGCCACUUGAUGAGAUGCAGAGAGGAGACAGAAGCUGCUCCCGUGGAUGUGCGUGAUGUUUGAAUCCUCCAUCGGAGUUUCAGAGCAAACUGCAGCCAAGCACUGAUCCCCAGUGAUCCGUGUCACCAUGCCAACUCCUACGAUCCUCACGGCAACCUGGAGUCCUCAGAGGAGCUGCUAGGUUUACAAGUAUAGCUCCAUCUCUGUUAGCCUACAUAAAGCGGAUCCCCUCCACGAGACCAGGAGGCAGAGAUGGUUUUCCACUGGAUUCUCCGGCUGAUUUUCAUGUUGCUGGUGAAGACAGGACUUGUUGCUGGAUGUGUUUGCCCAGCAGCCACUAUUUUGUCCCAGUUUCCCUUGGAGGUUCCUGUUGAUGUGUGCUGCUUGAACUACUCUGGAUCUGAUUUCAGCCAUGUGCCCUGGUCUGUGUUUACCAACAAGACAAACAUAGAGACACUGGAUCUGUCCAACUGUAACAUGAGCUCUCUUGAUAUCAAUGACAAAGAGGCCCCUAGGGCCUCUGCAUUGCAGAAGGUCUACUUGAGUCAUAAUAGACUAAAAAUGCUACCAGGGGGGUUUCUGGCCAGCCAUCCCAGCCUGAAGGAGCUGGAUCUGAGUGGUAACCUGCUUCAGGAGUUUCCCGAGGACUUCCUAAAGGACUCCAACAACCUCCAGAAGCUGUAUCUGCAGGAAAACCAGCUACGAUUCCUGCCUAACACUAUACUGCAGAUGCCUAUGCUUCAAAAGUUGGAGCUGGAUGGUAAUCACUGGGACUGCUCCUGCUUGUUGCUGGAAGGCCUGGAGGCGAGAAAGGAGGCUAAUCACACCAUCAAACUGCAGGAUCUGCUUGGGAACAUGACCUGCUUCUCUCCCUGGCACCUGGAAGGCAGGACCGUGUUGUCUGUGCGGCUUACCAAUGUGUGUCGGCCACCUGGCCUCACAGCACUCUUUAUUGUCCUUCCCCUCCUCAUCCUCUCCGCUUUGCUACUCUGCUGGUGCUGUGGGAGGACGAAGAAGAAGAAAGAAGUGCCUACAUUCAGCAGCUCAAAAAAGAGGUCUCACAGUUCAAGCUGCAAUGGCCAGAAGCAUCGAAGCAAACAACAGCCUUCAGCGCCUGAGCAGGGUAAAGCUGGACAGGGGAUCCUGAAGAACCAGCUGCUGCUUCGCCCAGCGUCCACCCUCCUGGGCAGCACCAGGGACAUCUAUGAAGAAGUGGAGAUCAAGCUGGGCUCUGUAGAGUCCCUUCCUCGGGUCUCUUCAUGCCGUUCCAGCUCCACAGAGGAGAGGCAAGGCUCUCAGGAGCCUGAUGGGGCCAGUAAGACAGAACUGGACACAGAGAGUGUGACAGAAGUGCUGAAAGACUCAGCUGACAGAGAGAAAGCUUACAUGACUCAGUCCACUGAGUACUACAGCCUGGUGCCAGGUAUUGAACUAGAGGACUCGGACCACGGCGAGUAUGAGAAUGUCGACCUAUCAUGACAUCAUCUUCCAAAAAACAGAAUAAGUUAGCAUUGUGGGAAAUACGUUUUUGAUGAGAACAUCUGUGGCGCUCACAUGGUGCCUUCAAAUCAUCUUGAUAAAUGAUGAGUUCUUAAGAUAUUCCUGCCAAAGUUAGUAUAGGUUUCUGUUUUCGCUUGUGUUUUUGUCAGUCCUCUUCGAUUUCAUUGAACCAGCAACACACCGGCUCUGCUGGUUCAGCAACUGAUUAGGUUGAAUCUCUCAAUUUUUAAAAAAUAGCAAGAGAAGGGAUUGAAAAACAAAGGAAAUACUUUCGUCAUAAAGCAAAGCAAAGCAAACCUCACAUAGCACAACGACUGAAAGUUUGGAGGAAUGCUGAGCAAGGCUGUGUCUUAAAUUAAAACGAUACCUGUUGGUGCUAUUAUAGCUCACCUGAUUGAGCAGGUGACCCAUUUGCUCCUCACAUUCUCCCUCUCUUUGUUUGUUUUUCUGUCAACUCUCUGUACUGUGCUAUCUACCAAAGGCAGAAAGUAAAGCUAUUAACAGCUCUAUAUAAUGAACAACAUCUCUUUGUGUAUCUGUGGAUUAUUUUUAUUUUUUUAACAAGUUUUAAAGCCCGGAAACACGACAACUAGCAGGGCAGUGCUAACAGGAAAUUGCUAGUGCUAGUCAAAAACAUGCUCCGAGUAAACACGUACAUGUGUUCGUGUCAGUGACGUUCAACAGCAAUAGAUGUCGUUUUACAGUAGUGGAUUCUGACUUGUCAUAGGUGGGAACGCACAGGUGGCAUUUAUGAAAGCGUCGUUCCAAUAACCAGUUAACCAGCAUUCCAUAAGCAUGGAAGUGAAAUGCUGCCGACACUGAUACGUCUGUUCUUUCCCCACUGUGACGCAUAAAAAAGUCUACUUUACACUAAUUUGGUUUCCUUCAAAGUCAGCACUGUUCUGUUUGCUUGCUUUGGCCAGAGGCGCAAAUUUGAGUAUCUAAAUUUAUACAAAUUUAAUAUUUUCAGUAUGCUGGUUUGACUGGGCCUUUUAAGGUGCUGGUAUGCUGAUGUUUCUUUUUUUUAUCCUGGAGAAAGCCAGGCUAGCGGUCUGCCCUACUUCAAAAGAAGAUCUAUGAUAAUCAGUUGAUUUUCUGUCUAAAACAAGCCUUUUUAGCCCCAAGUUUCAUCUGAUUAUCUGCCCUUUAGGCCAUAAAUGAAAAAAAACAAACACAUAGGCCCUUGUCACUCAGAAAAUCUCACCCUGCUUCUGGCUCUAUAUUUAAUACACAAUUUAUAACUGGGCAGAAAAAUAAAAGUAUUUACCAAGAUUUCAAAUUAUUGUUUAAAAAAACCCCAGAAAAGUUAACUACAGAAACAGUGUGGUCCAACCUCCACAGUAUCACAAUGUGUGAGGAAGUGAUUUAAUCUAGAGCUUUUCCUGUGGGACUUAAGGAACGCUGUGACGAUUUGAAGGGGAAGCCUGAUUUUUUUCUCUCUCUUAUGGAAAAAAGCUAAAAGAGAUUUAUUCUAUUUAAUGCUGAGUUUGGUGCGCUUUACACUUAAUGUUGUUUUCAAGACUGUAAGGACAUAUUUUAUCUACUAAGUACAGCAGCCUUUUGUGUCUAUUUUUCUUUACCUCAUCCAACUGUUAUUGUUUCAUGCAUUCCUGCUUGUUGACUUGACUUGUUACUUGUACAGUAUACAAGAGGAUUCCCGAUUAGGCUGCACAACCAGAAAUAUAGGUGCUGAACUAUGACUAACCCCUCUGCUAUGCUCAUAGUUCAUUUAGAGCUAAAUGUGGAAUCUAAAGCUAAGACGAGAAAUCAGAUUUUAAGUGUCAUUCAUUGUUAAGGGAGGAUAAAAAGAUGGACAUUUGCUCUUGCUUUGCGUCACACACUGAAAUGUGCAGACAGGUUGGAAAAUGCAAUGGUGGUUGGGUCUAAAUACUGGCUUAAGAUAAAAAUCUUCAGUGCUGGUUUGGUAAAGUAGACCUGAGACCUGCACGAAAGCAAACACUACACAGCAGGGUUAUUGUGACAGUGGAGGACGCUUGAUUGUUAUCAAAGAUGUGGAAAACAGACGGACGUCUCGCUCUCACACUUGCUGGGUUUGAAAGCUAAUUGGGCUUUUUUGUUCAGGGAAAUCCAGAGGGUGCAGCAAGGGGUGUGGAGCUUCCUGCAAUUGAAAAAAACUGAAGCUUAUUUUCCAGAUGGGUUUUCACAUGUUUUCCAUUUAAGCUUUAUUUAUCAACACUGUAAUGUUUGCCCAGUGCUCUUAGGUCAAAAGACAAAUGCAAAGGCAGUUUCUACACAAAAUAACAAAAUAUGUUAUGUUAAAAGGGCCAUAUAGCUACUGGACACUAAUGUGCUAUUGUGUACGCUGUAGUUGAUAUUCUCUGGUUAUUAUUUCAAUGCCUGCCAAUCUUUACAUUCUUGUCACUGGUUUACAAUGAUGGCAGUUGAAGAUGCACCAGACUUCAUUUUUCACUGAUAUGUACAAAAUAAUAACCUGCUGGCAGAAUUUAAUCCUGCAGUUUGUGAAAUAGUAACAAAAUGUGAUCUGUUUGUUUGUAUACAUAUGUGACACAAAUUGCCUCCUUUUUUCUAUGAUAGUGGUAAACAUUGUAUUUUUAACCCAAAUCACAGUCUUUUUCUAAAUCUAACCACGUCGUUUUGGUGCCAUAUAACCUGACCAAAAAUGUAAAAAUGAUAAACAAGUUAGUACAUUGUUGGAGUCAGAUUGUAGUCUGUUAUGUGAAAGCCCUGUCUUUAUGCCACCAUUGCCAUGUCCUGCCUUCUAAACCCUAGUCACACAGGACUAGAGACUGGUUGGCGACCACCUGGCAACCUCUGGUUGGUAGGGAAAAAUGUUUAUUCCCUGGCUGGUUGGUAAGUGGUUGAUGGCUGUCGCUGGGUAAAAUUAAUCAGAAAGAGGUAUAUGAUGCUGCACCAAAAGCCUCAUUGCAAUUACUUUUGCUGAUAGAACAAUGCUGUGGUCACCUGUAGUUGGCAUAGAAUAUACAUACUUGUCUGCAAACACUUGCCAACUACUUGUGGCGGCAGUGGUUGUGGAACUGUGAAGAGUGCAACACAAACCAGUAAUGGAGACUUUGUUUUCAAUGUAAAGUUGUAUGUGUUUAAACAUGUUACCUUUAGACAUGAGGCACACUUUUUUUGUGAAGGUGAAUAUUCUCCAUUUCCUAAUUUGCGUUGCACUUUUUCAAGUCUCACCUCUGAUUGGUAGCUGGUCAGCAUUUACAGUGAAGUUAACAUCCUCCAUACAAACUACGCGUGACUGCAGAAACCAGCCAGCAACCAAAGCAAUCACAAGGAGGUUUUUGGUACAGGUCCCUCUUUGUGACCAAUUUCAUCCAGCAACAGCUCAUUUAAGUGAAAUUUUAUUAUUCAGAUUUAAUAGAUAUCAUUUUGUGUUUUUUUUUUCAAAAAGUACUGUCUUUUUUUCUGUGUCCAUGUAGGCUACACAAAAAAGAGGAAAACUGGUGUCCGUGUUUUCACAAAUUACCUUGAGACUGUGUUGAGAUUUUGUAAGUUAAUUUUAGAUAACAGAAAUUCACUCCAUGAACUGAAAAACAAACAAACAAACAAAAAAUAAAUAAAAACAGCAACAACAAAAAAGUACACAAAAAGAGUAGAGGUAGAGGAUAAUACUACAAUUAAAUAUUUAGUUGGUGAUAAGGAAACAUUGUUUUACAUACCUCAUAUUUUAAACAGUUUGCAUUUGCUUUUACCUUGAAUUAAGUAGUAUUUUAUAAUGUGGACUACACAAGUUUUUUGUUUGUUUGUAAACAUAUUGGUAGAUAAAGUUCAGCCACUACUUUAGGCGCGUAAUAUAACUUUAGCUUGAAAAAAAAAAUAGCAUUCAGGAUUCAGGAUUAGCAUUUACCUAAAUACUGAAUACUACAGUGAAUGUACUACUGGACCUUUUAUGUUACCCAUAAACCCUCAGAGUUGUAAAUUAAUCAUGUAUUUGUUUAAUAUGUAUUCAUCUACUAGCUAGUUAGCAGUCACGCUAACAUUUGAAACUUAAUGGGGAAAGGCAUAAAAGGUGACAACUUUCAAGCUUUACUACAACUAACUAUACUUUUACUGUAUAAAUACAUGUAAGUCCAAAUGUUUACAGGCCUGGUAGGUAGUUAUAAUUCUACAUUUCUGGACAUUUCCUGUUUGCAGGUGUGGUGUAGCUAAAUGUCAAAUACAUUUUCAUAAAGCACUCUUUUUUUCUAGGCUAAAUACAUUUGAUAACAUUUAGUCCUGCUAGAAAAUUAACCUUGCCAAAAACAAAUGAUACAAGAAAUCCAAAAUAUCCUAUAUAAGGGGUGUUUGACAUUUUAUUUCAUAGGCCAUGUGGCCUAAUUUAAUCUCAAAUGGGUUGGACCAAUAAAACCAUUGUAUAAUUUCUUCAUCUUUAUGUUUACAGAAUGAAAAAUAAAUAAAUUUACCAAGUCAUCAAUUGAUAAACAACCUGAGAUAUCUUUAAAAAUCAAAACAUGUGCCAUGUCAAAUGUGUGUAAGUUUGUUUAAUAUUCACUCAGUCUACUGUUAUCACAAAGAAAGGCUAUAGUUAUAAAUGAAAGAAAUGUCUUGGCAUGGGUCCUUUUUUGUGAUGGCAGGUCAUAGAUUUUGUCUUUGUCAGUAAAAAUGCUUUGAAACUGACAAUAAUUCAGACAUCUGCCUUGGACUGUGAAAUAUAGUCAAAAGUCCAGAAUUGUCUUCAUUAUGUGCAGUUUUCACACUUUUGAAAGCUAUGCAGUGGGCGGGUUUUGUUCUGUUGGCUACAUGAUUGACACCCCUUCCAUAAAUACUCCAACUUCUUCAGUAUCGUUCAAUCAUUGCUAAUCAUCCGGACAUAAAACGGCAACACUGUAUGUAAUAAAAGCACUGAUUUUCUUUUAACCGCAUUUAUACAGGAAGAUGCACUACUUUGAUUGUUUCUGUAUACAUUUUAAUAUUGU
Archocentrus centrarchus (flier cichlid) is the source of this 6460-nucleotide messenger RNA. RefSeq lists its product as uncharacterized. Lineage: Eukaryota; Metazoa; Chordata; Actinopteri; Cichliformes; Cichlidae. Gene Ontology annotation, molecular function: protein binding. Gene Ontology annotation, cellular component: extracellular matrix. The coding region runs from base 297 to 1523 and encodes 408 amino acids. The transcript is spliced from 3 exons. The record is from RefSeq and is a predicted model, not a curated record.